AUGUCUGUGCACUCCCCGUCCAAGGGUUCUGCUAUGCCCGUGCCUAUCCGCAUCACCACCCAAGCAACAGCACAGGACAAUUGCAGUGCAGUUGCUCAAGGGGGGAUGGCAUCCCUAAAGCACUGCAACUUGGCCAACAAGGAUUGCUCCCAGCACUCUGAGGACAAGGAUGAGGAUGAUGAAGAGGUGAUUGAGGUAGUCUCUGGUGGGGUGGCCCUGCCCAAGAAGAAGAGGAAGAUUGCAAUAGUACAGCUGGAGGAGUAG
Coniophora puteana RWD-64-598 SS2 is the source of this 264-nucleotide messenger RNA. RefSeq lists its product as uncharacterized. NCBI's taxonomy places the organism in Eukaryota, Fungi, Basidiomycota, Agaricomycetes, Boletales, Coniophoraceae. Bases 1 to 264 code for a protein of 87 amino acids. The transcript is spliced from 3 exons. The record is from RefSeq and is a predicted model, not a curated record.